UGUGUUUGGUGAUGAAACGAGAAGAGACAGAGGUAUUUACAUGUAACUGCUGUCCUUAUUGUGUCCUUGCUGUUUUUCUGUCACAGAUGGCAAGUAGCAUUAGUUAUUUGUUUUCCUUUAAAGCAUAGGUCUUUAACCCUGUUCCUGGGGACCCACUGUUCUGCUAGUUUAGCUACAACCCUAAUCAAACACACCUGAAGCACCUAAUCAAGCUCCUCAAGAUUGCUUGGAAAUACAAAGCCAGGUGUGCUGAAGCAGACAAAUAAACUUUGCAGGACAGUGGGUCUCCAGGAGCAGGGUUGAAGACCUCUGAUUUAAAGGGAUACUGUUACAGAUGUAAUGUGGAAUUGAGUGUAGGUGAGGACAUUUGUGGAUGCUGUAGGUGAUGUUCAGUGUGUUUUACUGUGUAUCUGUAUGUCUGUGCAUCCUUAGAGAGAUGAUCAUGCAGAUGAUGUGUGACACAAAGACAUUUGUAUGCUUUAAAGCUAAAGAACUGCUUCGCACGUCACUGAAACACUUCAGCAAAGACUUGAGCUGGAAACAAGUGUUGGGUUGUCAUGUGAUGGAUCCUCAGAUUGCAGCAUGGUUGUUAGAUCCUGCCGAUUCUGCGUCCUGCUUUCAGACCCUGCUUUCCAAGCACUACUCGCAUUCAGUUACAUCCACAUCAUUGCAACCUGUGCUUGGACAAGCCAAGGUGACUCAAGUGAUCUCAAACUUGUCUCUCUUAUACAAUCUAAUGGUGGAACUCCAUAACAAGCUUCAGACUCAGGGGCUGUGGCAGCUCUAUUCUGGCAUAGAACAAAAGAUGAUUCCAAUUCUGGCAGUAAUGGAAAGCUAUAAAAUGCAUGUGGACAAGGAGGCCAUGAAAAAUACUUCAGAGUUGCUAGGGUCUAAGCUGAAGCAGUUAGAGCAGGAGGCUCACCAGGCUGCAGGUCAGAAGUUCUUGGUGUCCAGCAGUGCACAGCUCAGACUGAUCCUAUUCGAGAAGCUGCGUUUACAUGAGCUUUGUGAGAAUAAAAAGCUUCCCAAAACAAUCAAAAAACAGCAGUCCACAUCAGAAACAGCACUAUUACAGCUACAGAAGCUGCAUCCACUGCCAAAAAUCAUACUUGAAUACAGGCAGAUUCACAAAAACAAGACUGCAUUUGUGGAUGGGAUUUUGUCUUGCAUGAGCAAGACGUUCAUUUCUUCCACAUGGAAUCAGACAAGUACAGUGAGCGGCAGACUGUCUGCUAAACAUCCUAAUUUUCAAGCUCUUCCGAAGCAGCCACUGCAGAUUUCUAAGGAACAGUACAUCAAAGGAAAGAUCUCUGAUAUGGUGACUGUCCACCCACGUGCCAUGUUCAUUCCACGAGAGGGUUGGACUUUCCUCUCUGCAGAUUUCUGUCAGGUGGAGCUGCGUCUCUUGGCUCACCUGUCGGCUGACCCACAGCUGCUGAGAAUCUUUCAGAACACUGAAGCAGACGCCUUCACCAUGCUGGCAGCCCAGUGGAAGGGUGUGAGUGAGGACAGAAUAAGUCUGGAGGACAGAGAGCAUGCCAAGCGUAUAGUCUACUCUGUGGUUUAUGGAGCUGGAAGAGAGCGCUUGUCUAGUAUUCUGGGUGUGAGUGCAGAGGAGGCCAGUCGUUUUCAGGACACUUUCCUACAGACGUACAGAGAGGUGCCAUCCUUCAUCCAGCACACCAUCCAGCACUGCCACAAACACGGUUUUGUCAAGUCCAUAAUGGGAAGGCGCCGUUCCCUCCCUCAUAUUCACUCCGCUGACUGGAGCCUUCGAAACCAAGCAGAGAGACAGGCCGUCAACUUUGUACUACAGGGCUCAGCUGCAGACCUAGCCAAAAUGGCAAUGAUCAAAAUCUGCUCUCAAGUGGCUUCUGCCUCUUACACUACCAGGCUGGUGGCUCAAAUCCAUGAUGAGCUGCUGUUUGAAGUGGAGUUCUCACAAUUGAAGCAGUUUGCUGUGUUGGUGAAGAAGACCAUGGAAUCUCUUCAGCACAUUGAAAAUUUGGGAGUGAAUCUCUCUGUGCCCCUCAAAGUCUCAUUGUCUACAGGACCAUCAUGGGGUUCAUUGUGUGACAUGAACCUCCCCUGCACCACUACAGCUACUUCCCUCUGAGUCUCCCGCUCUUCCUCUCCAUCCCGUAACUAUGGUAACCGGGCAGCUGCAGUUCCCAAUUCUUGUUUCUCACUGAUGUAUCUGAGGGCAACGGUAGGAACAAGCUGGAUCGUACCAGUUCUUUUGGGGGGUGGGGGCUUCUCUUGAUUCAUUUUUAUCCUUUUACUGUUGGAUUCGGUUCUUCUUCUCACUGUUAGAAGCUAGUAUCUCUUUGCACGAGAAUAGAGGUAGCUAUUAAAUCUUUUUUGUUGUUGUUCAUUUAUACUGUUUGUACAGCUUAUGUUGACAUGAGUCAUCUUUCAACAAAUAAUAAAUAUGGGCCUUUGUCAUCAAGAUGACUUAAUUUCAUAUGUAUUAUUGGCUUGGUGAACUGAUGGCGCUAUCUGUUUCUCAGCUGCUGUGUUGGAACGUCUGUCUCCUGAUGAAUAUUAAUAAACUCAGUCCUCAUUUAGUGAGGCUCGCUCACUCCAUUUUAAACCCGUUAAUCUUAUCUCUUCGGUUUUCACGGCACCUCACAACUCGCUUAGCUGUAUCUCUGUCUCAUGUGUACGCAGUCCACACACACAUACUGACCCAGAUUUUCAGUGUCCGUCUGUGGCGUCAGGUCUUCUGUGCCCCCUCGCAAUACACUAUCAAUACAAACACGCCCUUGAAAAAUGUUCCAGUCGCUGUGCAUGUUGCUGUUGUGUUUUCAGAGGCGGUAACUGCGCAGAUGGCUGUAACCCCCUCUGAAUGUCAUGAUAUCCCUGAAAGCCUAUUCUUAAAGGUCUAGCGCUGAGAGUAGAAACACAUUACCCUGCUAGGUCAUGAUCUGUCUGUUCUCUCUUAAAGUCAUUAAUUAGUGCUCAGCCUCACUGAGAUUUGGUAUAAGAGAAGAUCCUUUAGGAUGUGUAAUGGGGGGUCAGUAAUGAGAUUACCGGUAUGUUUUAAACAAGUUAUUUGAGUCUUCCAUAUUAAUUAAGGCUAAGAACUAUAUUACAGUUGGCCUGUUUACACCUGGUCACGUUUCUCUGAUCGGAUAGCUGUCUGAUUUAUUAAAACGGUUCCAUUGACACUUGGCCACAUAAAUGUGUCUCCCCGAAAUGGAUACAUAUCCAAUCCUUAAUUCCCCACGCUAUAUGCAAAUUUACCGGAGCUCACGUCAACAAAAGCAACAGAUAUUUUUAUUCACCAGCAGCUCAUUUCAAGAUCAAAGACCGCGCGGCAUCAACACUGGAAACAUAAGUUAGUCUCUCUACUUUUAAUGAAGAUGAUCGUGUGUUGAGCGUCUUGAGUCUUAUUUUCAGUUUCAUUUGCGUUAGUUUGCACGUCGGCUUGCUGAACAGAUACUCAGCUACUCAUUCGUGGCGAUUUGUGUUGUAUUAGCGCCGUCACAUCUGGCUAUGACAUAUCCUAUGGCCUAUUAUUAUUUUAAUAUUUUGGGAGGAGCAAAAUUUGCAUAUGUGGUUUCAACAACCAGAUGCAUUUACAUUUGUUCAGUUUCGUCCCAGACCAGCUCCUGGAGUGGUUUGAGCAAUUGGAUUUUAAUGCGUCUCGAAAGCAUUUUGGAGGACAUUUACACAUGGUCUUUUCAUGAUCGGAUAGCUAUGGGAUCAGAGAAAAUGCAUAAAGUGACCAGGUGUAAACAGGCCCAAAUCAAAGGUCUCUUCAAAGGCCACUGUUGUCGAUAGCAUUUCCAGAGUUAAAUAGUUUUGCCCUAAUUUAACUAGUUUGUAACUUUUGAAAGUCCUUGAUGUGUGUGCAUUUGUUGCUUUUAAAACUUGUUCAGACACACGUGUACAAGCUUUAUGAAUCGUUCCUUUAAUUGAUACAGUAUGUACAUCCUUUUCUUUCAUAAAUCAGGAAAACUUUUCUUUACAUCUUUACAAAGUUCCUGUGUAUUGAGGAAAUGAAAGAAAAGGGGGGAACUUAAACAGCAGUUAAAAAAAAAAAAAAAAAACUCCAAAGGAAACUCAGGCAGUACAAUGAUUUCAGACUCAAAGAACCAGGUGAUCACUGCGACCAAACAGGUAAAGCAAGGUCAGAUUUACCAUAAUGAAAACCUCGAACCUCCUUUUUUCUUUCCUAAACUCCAGUCUACCCAGCCCUCAUUAUCAUAGUAGACCCAGCCCCAUUUGUGGCUCCUGACCCCACCCCCAUGUAUGGCUGCAUAUCAUUUCCCUGCUGUGCUUUGUGUGGGCUUGUUUCUAUAGUAACAGGCAGCCAAUGACUGAAAUGUGACCACGCUGACAUAAAUGGGGCAACUAAUGCCAACUUACACCAGAAAUUGUAAACAUGAGCAUUUCUAAAGCAAAGAAAAAGUGUUACUGCCAACUUGUGAAAUUGUCUUUAAGUGCCAUACAUUUCCAAAGUAUUUCCAGGGAUUUACCCGUAAAUUAGCAGUAAUUUACAAUAAUUAGUAACCCACCAGCACUUUACAAUGCUUCUAAAAGCCCAUAAUAAGUUCUGUGAGGAUGCAGGGUCUCUGAAAGUUGCUUUUGCUCUGACUGGCACAAACGUAAGCUGAUUGUAUAGUUAGAAUUGUGUCUGAGUUUGCAGUUGUUUCCCAAAGUGUAUUGUUGUGGUUUUUUUAUUAAUUUUUUUGUAAACAUCUUAGUUAUAUUCAUAUAGUUUCUGUUACAAAAUGAUCAUAAAAUGUCCCCAAAUACUAUUUACAAUAAAUUACACUUUACAACUUUACAUAUAUUAAAAUGUUAAUAAAAAAGGUUAAUUGUUUUUGUUUUCAAGAAAAAUCAUAAAAGAUUUGUUAAUAUGAA
Molecule: messenger RNA, 4872 nt
Organism: Onychostoma macrolepis
Lineage: Eukaryota; Metazoa; Chordata; Actinopteri; Cypriniformes; Cyprinidae
Gene: poln
Product: polymerase (DNA directed) nu
Exons: 19
Coding region: 386-2116 (576 amino acids)
Biological process (GO): DNA-templated DNA replication; double-strand break repair
Molecular function (GO): DNA-directed DNA polymerase activity; DNA binding
Source: RefSeq, a predicted model, not a curated record